Sphaeramia orbicularis (orbiculate cardinalfish) is the source of this 5339-nucleotide messenger RNA. RefSeq names its product LLGL scribble cell polarity complex component 2 (gene llgl2). Gene Ontology annotation, cellular component: cortical actin cytoskeleton; cytoplasm; plasma membrane. Gene Ontology annotation, molecular function: GTPase activator activity; myosin II binding. NCBI's taxonomy places the organism in Eukaryota, Metazoa, Chordata, Actinopteri, Kurtiformes, Apogonidae. Gene Ontology annotation, biological process: regulation of establishment or maintenance of cell polarity; Golgi to plasma membrane transport; establishment of spindle orientation. The record is from RefSeq and is a predicted model, not a curated record.
CCUAGCAGGAAACACAGAGGCUACCACCGCAGCGGUGGAAAAAGAAAGAGCAGCACUCCGGGUUUUAGUUCCAAGACGUGGUGGUUAAUCGGCAAGUACGCUGUCGCUGGGUCCUGGGAGUACUUACUUUUCUUGCGGUAACAGUUCACUACUUCGUUGGAGGAGAGAGCCCUUUACUGACCAUACAACUGGACUGUAGCCGGUGGUGGAGACCUGUUCAGCAGCUGUGAACUGUGGACAUCGGCUGAGCAACGGCCGUAUUGAAUCAGGCAGUGGUGGUCAGCGGUCGGUGGGCCUUCAGGCUCCACGCUGGUGCUGAGACAGGAUGAAGAGGUUCAGACGACACGGCCAGGAGUCCCAGAGAGACCGCCUCAAGCAGGAACUCUUCCAGUUCAACAAGACUGUGGAGCAUGGAUUCCCCCAUCAGCCCAGUGCUCUGGGCUACAGUCCCUCCCUCCAGCUCCUGGCUAUCGGCACCCGCUCCGGAGCCAUCAAACUAUACGGAGCUCCAGGUGUGGAGUUCAUGGGUCUACAUGAUGAGAAUGCUGCUGUGACACAGGUGCACUUCCUCCCCCACCAGGUUGAACUGGUGACUCUGUUGGAUGAUAACAGCCUACACAUGUGGACUUUAAGAGCCCACAAGGGACUUUCAGAGCUGCUGGAGAUAGGACGCUUCACACUAACUGGACCUCCUGGAGCCCCUCCCAGUGUAACCAGAGUAACGGCAGUGUUGCCCCACUCAUCGGGGGAGCUGUUACUGCUGGGGACAGAGGGAGGUCACGUGUUCAUCGUGGAGGUACCAGGCUUCAGGGAGCUGGAGGAGAGGAACAUCAGCCUCGACCAAGUGGCCAGCAGUGUGCCUGAUGACUACAUUGGGCGCAGGAAUCUGGAACACGUAGAAGCCUUACAGGAAAACCCGGUCAACCCAAACCAGGUGGUAAUCGGGUAUGGCAGAGGCCUGAUGGUCGUCUGGGACCUAGAGAAACAGUGUGCCAUACAAAACAUCCCUGCCACACAGCAACUGGAAAGUGUGUGGUGGACGGAAGACGGAGGCUACAUCCUCAGCUCUCACAGCGAUGGAAGUUACUGUCGAUGGAUGGUGGGUGUGGAUGAUGUGAAUGAGGAGGAGGAGAAGUCCGACAUUCCAUAUGGACAUUUCCCCUGUAAGGCCAUUAUGAAAAUCAUUCAGCUUCCAACAGAAGACGGGCCUCCGUUCCUGCUGUUCAGCGGUGGAAUGCCCAGGGCCAGCUAUGGCGACAGACACUGUAUCACAGUGAUUCACGGUAAAACCCACGUGGCCCUGGAUUUCACCUCCAGAAUCAUCGACUUCUUCGUCAUCACAGACGGACUGCAGCAAAAAGGAGAUCCCAGUGCGCUGGUGGUCCUGGUGGAAGAGGAGCUGGUAGUGAUCGACCUGCAGACAGAGGGCUGGCCGGUCAUACAGACGCCUUACCUGGUUCCCCUGCACAGCUCAGCCAUCACCUGCUCGCACCAUGUGUCUGCCAUCCCCUUCAAACUGUGGGAGAGGAUCAGCUCUGUUGGAGAGCUACAGAACACACACUACUCCAAAAAGCCAUGGCCAAUAACAGGAGGCCAAAGCCUGGCCCCCGACCCUCCACAGAGAGACCUGCUGCUCACAGGGCAUGAGGAUGGAACGGUGCGAUUCUGGGACGCCUCAGGAGUCUGCCUGUCCCCCAUGUACAAGUUGAGCACAGCUGGAGUGUUCGACACAGAUGCUGACCCCAACGACAACAUGAACCAAGGCACUGAAGGAGAGUGGCCUCCCUUCAGAAAGGUUGGCUGUUUUGACCCUUACAGUGACGACCCACGACUUGGCAUCCAGAAGAUCCACCUCUGUAAAUAUAGUGGUUAUCUGACUGUGGCUGGCACUGCCGGACAGAUUCUGGUGAUGGAGCUGAACGAUGAAGCAGCAGAGCAGACGGUCGAGGCGAAAGUUGUCGAUCUGCUGCAGGGCCAGGAGGGAUUCCGCUGGAAGGGCCACACUCGGCUGGAUGUACGAGAAGAGCCGGUCCUGUUCCCUCCAGGCUUCCAGCCCUUUGCUCUGGUUCAGUGCCAGCCUCCUGCCGUCGUCACCGCCCUCAACCUGCACUCAGAGUGGAAGCUGGUUGCAUUUGGCACCAGCCACGGCUUUGGUUUAUUUGACUACCAACAGAAAAAUAAUGUCUUUGUAAAGUGCACCUUAAACCCCAGUGAUCAGCUGGCCAUGGAGGGCCCUCUGUCCCGGGUGAAGAGCAUUAAGAAAUCCCUCCGACAGUCCUUCAGAAGAAUCCGCCGCAGCAGAGUCUCACUGAGGAAACAUCACGUCAACAAUGCUGCCAAGCUGCAGGAGGCAAAUGCUCGCCUGGAGGCUGAGCUGGCAGAGAUGGAACUGGCUCCGGUUCAGAGGAAGAUCGAGGCCCGCUCCUCAGAUGACUCCUUCACCGGACUCGUGAGGACGCUUUACUUUGCAGACACUUUCCUCUCAGACAGUUCACAUAACAGCCCCUCACUGUGGGCGGGGACUAACGGCGGUUGUGUGUUUGCAUAUAUGCUUCGCCUUCCUCCUGUGGAGCACAGAGCAGAUGAACCUAUCACUGCACACCCAGCUAAGGAGAUCCAGCUCAUGCACCGGGCCCCUGUGGUCGGUAUUGUGGUGCUGGAUGGUCACGGUGCCCCCCUCCCAGAGCCCCUGGAGGUGGCUCAUGACCUGGCUCGAUCCCCAGAGAUGCAGGGCUCACACCAUCUCCUGGUCAUAUCAGAGGAACAGUUCAAGGUUUUCACGCUGCCUAAAGUGAGCGCCAAGAUGAAGCUGAAGCUGACGGCCAUAGACGGCUCCAGAGUGCGGCGGGUGGGUGUGGCCUGGUUUGGCAGCAACCGGUCGGAAGACUACGGCGAGAGCGGGCUUGUGGUUCUGACCAAUCAGGGCGACCUCCAUGUGGUGUCACUACCCUCGGUGAAGCUGCAGGUCCAGUAUCCAUGUAUCCGCAAAGAAGACGUUAGCGGCAUCGCCUCCUGUGUCUUCACCAAGCACGGCCAGGGCUUCUACUUGAUUUCUCCGUCUGAGUUCGAGCGUUUCUCUCUGUCCACUCGUUGUCUGGUGGAGCCUCGGUGUCUGGUGGGGGCUCCUCUGCACUCAGGCCCCCAACGCAGACCACAGACUGACGGAGCUUCAUCUGCUCACAGAAACGCCACACAGGACGGUGAGGAUGCAGAAAGUGCAGCUAGACGUGUUAUGGAGCAUGCUUUGCUGAAUGAUGAGAAAGUGCUUCAGGAGAUCCAGAAAUCGCUAGAAGGAGAUCAGACGUCGCUGAUGGAGAAUAACGUAAACAGUGCUGUAGCUUGAGGGUUGGUCCUGACUGUGGAGUCCAGUAAACUCGUUAACGUGCACGAAGCGUCCUGCAGGCCUAUAGCAGCACGUCUUACAGAAACGACCACUACUGACCCCCAACCCCUCGCCUCAGUGACUGACCUCCCCUCUGACUUUGAGCUCACAUCAGCCCCUGCUUCAGAGACCGCCAACCUCCUGAAGGGGCCCCUCGGCAGUAGCGCUGUUGAGCACCACGAGGCUGUUUUUGAAGACAGUCGGCGGAAGGAAGAGACACCACCUGUGCCUAAAGACUCACACUGUACUCGGUCACAGCCAUUGAACCCAAAGCCACAUGAAGCACAUUCCUCACAUGUGACCGGAAGCGCAGUCCAUCACAGCAUCAGACCAGCAUCUUGAACCUGCCACGGACGACACACACUCAGAUAUUCUCUCAGCCUUUAUUCCCAGCAGCUUCUGCUCCGUCAGCUCCCCCACCUCACCACAAGGACAUCCAGCUGUAGAUGACAAAGGAGCUCAGAAUAAUAAUGGUGGAAAUAUUUUGUAAUUUGUGCCUCUCUUAUAUUUGAAGAAAUGUCUGAUUUAUCCUAUGGAAGCCCAUCUCUGCCGGAAAAAUGUUGACGAUAAUGAGCCAAAAGAUUAGACACUACAUCAAAACUGAAACUGUAGCAAAACGUAAAAUCUAAAAUAAGAGAUGAGAAUUUUACUUAUCACAUUUUAACUAUUAAUUUCAUUUAAGAAUUAGCAAAACAUGGCCCUGACUAAAAUAUACAGUCAAGUUAUUUUUUCUCCUUAACAUCUCAUAAUAUUCAAUCUUUAGCUGUGUGGAUAACUAUUACUACACAUGUCAAAUCAUUAUUUAACUUAAAACCCUGAUGUUUUGUUUUUUUUUUUCCUCAAACCAGCAGAUUAUUUGUGUUUUAAACCUUUUUUAUGGUCUGAAAAUGACAAUUUAACAUGACAGUGAAGGAGUCUAGAGGCAGCGCAUUAAAACAGCUGGUGUGAUAAGCGCCAAAAUAUAUAAACAUUCUUUGUUUUAGCUGACUAUGUAAACAAAAAAGCCAUUACGAUAUUGUGUUGUUAACAUAUCCUGAUUUAAAAUGAUUGAGUUUUAUCACCCAGUGUUGCAGCAGUUUUCCAGUAGUGUGUUUUUAAAAGUAUUGAAUUAAAUUAUAGAAAUGGUGUAAUGUGAGAAGUCACCCUCUGAUUUGCAAAAAUUCCUUCAACGUUGAUUUUUUUUUUUUUUUUUUUUUUUUCGGAAUCGUUAUUGCUUAUAAUUUGAAAUGAACACUGUUUUCAAGUUCCAACAAUAGCAUGCAUACAAUUUCUGUUUUGUUUUACUGGACAUUUCAGAAAAAAACUGUAGCAACCAGUAAAACCUUCAACUGAUGAGACCAAAUUAAGCUGCUUUGGAUAGAAAACGGCAAAAGAAUGCUAUUGUCCCAGCCAUUUCUAACGUAGCAUGUAGCGCCACCCUCUGACAACAUGGCACAACUGAAGUGAUUAUGCAAAACCAGUUAAUUUGUAUUUUAUAUUCACAUCUCACUUCAAAUUCAGUUGACAUUUACAUGGAAACACAGCUGCAAUAAGUCCAGAAUUGUACCUACCCUAAUUUUUAUUUAUUUAUUUUUUUUAUAAUUAUUUUUGGCAGAAAUGUGCUUCCAUACACCAGAAAAACUGUACAGGGAACAUAUUCUCAGUGACACCCUGGAAGUAAAUAGAAAAGAUGGUGAAAAGUUGUGUAUGUUAAAUGCACUGAUGUUCCUGUUGUUUUUUUAUUAAGUCAUCAUUUAUUAAAAGAGUAAUAAUAGCUCGUACUGUACCUUUGCAUUCUGCUAACACGGCCCCCUUCCGUCCACUCUGAUCACAUGAUAAAAAAAACAUAACCAGCCAUAGGUACUUCCAUUACUGCGGAGCUCACAUCGCGGAACUUUUUCUGGGGCAACAGCUUUUUAUAGGGUUUGGUUUUUAUAAUUAUGUACACUUUUUUUUUUUUUUUUUUUUUUUACACCAG